Trichomycterus rosablanca is the source of this 4778-nucleotide messenger RNA. It is a transcript of the gene pkn2b, whose product is annotated as protein kinase N2b. NCBI's taxonomy places the organism in Eukaryota, Metazoa, Chordata, Actinopteri, Siluriformes, Trichomycteridae. Gene Ontology annotation, molecular function: small GTPase binding; protein serine/threonine kinase activity; ATP binding. The transcript is spliced from 22 exons. Gene Ontology annotation, biological process: intracellular signal transduction; peptidyl-serine phosphorylation. Bases 349 to 3312 code for a protein of 987 amino acids. The record is from RefSeq and is a predicted model, not a curated record.
UGAUCCGGGCUGGAUCACAGGGAAAGCGAUUCCCCAAAAAAAUCACCGCACAUUUUCUGAAAUCAUGUUUUAUUCUGAUUUUUAAGUGUCAGUUUGAUUGCUGGACUUUAUGUAGAACCGCGUCUCUGUACUGGAGGAAUUUGUCCUGGAGAAGAAGUUUGAUUGGGCGCUUACAUGGAGAUUGGGACACUCAGACAGAGCCAUGGAUAAUCCACCAAGGACUGGUUUUAUUUUUUAUUCCGGAAAAUAAGACAGAAACACUGUGGACACAAACUGUGGAUUUUUAACCACUUUUCGGGACGUUUUGGGUCCAGUUUGCUCUAUUUGAUUCAAAGUUGAGAGGGCAAAAUGGCGGCGGAUUCGGUUCAGGGCGACGCUCGAGUUCACAUGGUGGCCGAGCGGCUGGGUCUGAUGGGUUUGAGUAUGGACCUGUCGGACACCAUGGUGCAGCAGAAGCUGGACGAGAUUAAAGAUCAGAUCAAGCGCGAGCUGCGUAAGGAGCUGAAAAUCAAAGAAGGAGCGGAAAACCUGCGCAAGGUGACGACAGAUAAGAAAAGCCUGGCGUACGUAGAUAACAUGCUGAAGAAGAGCAACAAGAAGGUGGAGGAGCUGCACCAGGAGCUGCAGGAGCUCAACGCCCACAUCGUCGUCAAAGAUCCUGAAGAACUGCUCGUUUCCGAGUGCCCCAUGACCCCCGACACGCCCAUCAGCACGAACAGCAGCCGUCUGGCGGCCCUGAAGAAACAGAACGACAUCGAGCUGAAAGUGAAGCAGGGAGCGGAGAACAUGAUCCAGAUGUACUCCAACGGGUCCUACAAGGAUCGUAAGCUGCUUGGAAUGGCACAGCAGAUGCUUCAGGACAGCAAGACCAAAAUCGAGUUUAUAAGAAUGCAGAUCCUCAAAGCCAGCCAGACCAAUGAGACGAGCUACGAAAACAACGAUGUGUCUACAAACAAGUCUAUAAUGAGUCCCCUGGAUCUGCGGCUGGAGGAGCUGCGUCAUCACUUCAGGAUCGAAUCGGCCGUGGCUGAGGGAGCCAAGAACGUCAUGAAGCUGCUUGGUUCAGGAAAAGUCACAGAGAAAAAAGCUCAUUCAGAGGCGCAGGCACGUUUCAACGAGUCCAGUCAGAAGUUGGAUCUACUGAGGUUUUCUCUGGAGCAGAGAUUAAGCGAGCUGCCUAAAAAUCACUCAAAAGCCAGUUUGAUCUCUGAGGAACUCAGCAUGGUGGCAACUCCUCCUCAGAGCCCCCGCCAGAGCAUCAUCUCCUCCCACAACCAGUACAGCACAGUAGCCAAACCCGCAGCGCUCACUGGGACGUUGGAGGUAAGGUUGAUGGGCUGUCAGGAUCUGUUGGAAAAUGUACCAGGACGGUCUAAAGCAGCGUCCGUGAAUUUGCCCAGCUGGAGCCCGAGCGAGACCCGCUCUUCCUUCAUGAGCCGAACCAACAAAAACAAAUCAGGCAGCAGCAGAAAUCUCUCCAAAGCAGAUGAGCUGUCCAAUGAGAUCAGUGCAGUUCUGAAGCUGGAUAACACAGUUGUGGGGCAAACUAACUGGAAACCAGUCAGCAACCAGUCCUGGGACCAGAAAUUCACAUUGGAGCUUGACCGGUCUCGUGAGCUGGAGAUCGAUGUGUAUUGGAGGGACUGGCGCUCUCUUUGUGCAGUCAAAUUUCUGCGGCUGGAGGACUUCCUGGAUAACCAGCGUCACGGCAUGUGUCUCUACCUGGAACCUCAAGGAACACUGUUCGCAGAGGUUACAUUUUUCAAUCCAGUCAUCGAGAGGAAGCCGAAACUACAAAGACAAAAGAAAAUCUUCUCAAAACAGCAAGGGAUGACGUUUUUGCGCGCCCCUCAGAUGAACAUCAACAUUGCCACAUGGGGACGUUUGAUGAGAAGAGCCAUCCCAUCUGGCAACAACUCCUUUAGUCCCCAGGUUGCUGAGCUCGGACCAGCGCUGAGCCCUGAAACUGGUAUCCUCGGCCAUCCGGACUCGCCAUCUAUAUCCAGCGACCCGACCGUGAAAAAAUUAGACUUUGACAAAGGAGCCAUCCCUCCUACCAAACGCCGUCCUGUUUCUGUGGAGGUAGAGGAAGAGGAAGAGGAGGAAGACGAAGAAGGACCACCAGCGCAGGAGAAAGUCGCUGAUGGAAGUGCAGUGCAGGAUGCUUUAGCUACCUUUGACUUUUUAAAUGACAGUCGGAACAGCACAGUGUCCAGGCCUGAUUUUGACAGUCUGGUGGAGGACGAGCAGCCUGAUCUGGAGCUCGCAGAUCUACGCAAAGCUGAACCAGGGCAGGAGCCGGACAACCAGUUCAGCCUCAAAGACUUUAACUGUGUGGCAGUACUGGGCCGUGGACACUUUGGAAAGGUCUUACUGACCGAUUACAAGAGGACUGGAGAAAUGUUUGCCAUCAAAGCUCUGAAGAAAGGAGAUAUCGUCGCUCGGGAUGAAGUUGACAGCCUGAUGUGUGAGAAGAGGAUCUUUGAGACGGUGAACAGUGUUCGGCACCCGUUCCUGGUGAACCUGUUCGCCUGCUUCCAGACUAAGGAGCACGUGUGUUUUGUGAUGGAGUACGCAGCCGGAGGAGACCUGAUGAUGCACAUUCACGCAGAUGUGUUUUCAGAACCACGUGCCGUUUUCUAUGCUGCCUGUGUGGUCCUGGGCCUGCAGUAUCUGCACGAUCAUAAAAUAGUUUACAGGGAUUUGAAGCUGGAUAAUCUGUUGCUGGACACUGAAGGAUAUGUAAAGAUUGCUGACUUUGGACUCUGUAAAGAAGGAAUGGGUUUUAGAGAUCGCACCAGUACGUUCUGUGGAACUCCAGAGUUCUUGGCUCCUGAGGUUUUAACAGAGACGUCAUACACACGAGCCGUGGACUGGUGGGGUCUGGGUGUGCUAAUUUUUGAGAUGCUGGUCGGAGAGUCUCCGUUCCCGGGUGAUGAUGAAGAGGAGGUGUUUGACAGCAUCGUCAAUGAUGAAGUUCGUUACCCACGAUUCCUCUCAACAGAGGCCAUUUCUAUAAUGCGACGGUUGUUGAGGAGGAAUCCUGAGCGGCGGCUCGGUGCAGGAGAGCGAGACGCUGAAGAAGUGAAGAAGCAACCGUUUUUCAGAAGCAUGGACUGGGUGGCUUUGCUGGCUAAGAAGAUCAAGCCUCCGUUCAUCCCCACUAUUAAAGGACGCGAGGACGUCAGUAACUUCGAUGACGAGUUCACUUCGGAGGCUCCUAUUUUAACGCCGCCCCGCGAGCCCCGGAUCCUGACCACAGCAGAGCAGGAGUUCUUUACAGAAUUCGACUACAUCGCUGACUGGUGUUAGCUCUCCCGUUCCUACACAUGCUCAAUACUGUGAACCAAAAACAACCAGGACCCUCUUCCACAGCCAGCACCCUCCCCCUGUAAGGAUCAGACCUCUGUCCUUAUCUGUGCCAGUCAAGCAACUGGUGUAGCUUUUUUUUUUCCUUUUCUGUUUUACAAAAUGUUCAUCCCAAGUCUGUAAUUCAGUUAAUCAUGUCAACCCGAGGAGUGACUUUUGUCUGAGCACUGGGAAUUUUUUAUGACGCGUGUACAAGCUCUCCUGUGUAAUGAAGUCUGCUUUACAUUUUGCUGGCAUUUCUGAGGAAAAAAAAACAAUACACUACAUAUUUUUCAGGCUGACAUGAAAUCCAACCAAGUAAACACUACAAGACGUAAGUGCAGGAUGUAAGUGAAACUCCUAGACAAUCUCAUGCUAAAACACUAUCUUCUGAUCUGCAUAUUUAUUUUUUAUUAUUAUUUUUUUUUUACCCCCCACUGUGCCUUAAACUCUGAUCGAGAAAAGGGGCUUCCAAAUAUCAUAUCAGGUACUGAAAACCUGCCGUGCCGUCUCUUUAACCAGUCCGGACGCCUGGCCAUGCCACACAGAUGGACAAAUGAACUUUUAGGAGGUUUUCAGCCUUUUAUCCUUCAUGUAAACAUGUACUCAUAUGUACUCAUAAUUGCUUAAAGAAAUGUAAGUUAUAGUUUUAUAUUCUAUUUUUAGGAUAUUAGCAUCAUGAAUCUGCUGUAUGGUUAUGCAUAUGUGUGUCUCGUUUCAUUUUUUUGAACCAAUGAAAUGUGUGGAUAUCAGUAAGGUAAAGGGCAGCUCACACUAGAGAGUGAGAAAUUAUUAACCUUACAAACUGAAUGUAAAAAGUGUAUAUGCACCAGAAAAUCAGUGUGUGUGUGUGUGUGUGGCAGACGGAUACGCCAAAGCAGACUGUUUUUAUUAGUCUUUUUUUAAUGAUGGUAGUGAGACUCUUCAACACCUUGUGAAUACGGUCUUGAUUUUGCAGUCUGACCGGGUGUAUGGGAUUCAUCGAGGGUAAGUUUAUAUUCCAGUAUGUUCAGCCAGGGCAUUCAGGUGAUGGAGCAGUGUAAUUAAUACACCUACUGCCAAUACUCCAUGAAGUGGCUGUUCCUGAUUAAAGGAAGAAUGCAACAGCAACUUCUACAGUCCAGACUGGAUAGUGGAGCAUGGUCAUCUGUAUGGGCUGAAACCUAUCUGUACUGGGAGAAGUUGCUGGGUGUCGUACAGCAAAUUGGGACAAUAAAAAAUGGGAAUAAACAAUUAUUCAGCCAGUCACAAAUGUCACCAUGUGACAUUACCACUAUUCUUUUUUUUCUUUUUUUUUCUUUUUUUACUUUUUCCCUUUCUCCUGAUUGGCUGCAUCAAUAAGUAUAUCAUGUGAUAGGGAUGAAGACAUAUAUACAAAAUAUUAUCAAAAACACACCCAUAAAUGAAACGUCUGUAUUAGAACUACCGAA